This is a messenger RNA of Hordeum vulgare subsp. vulgare (domesticated barley), 1981 nucleotides long. RefSeq names its product vegetative cell wall protein gp1-like. The coding region runs from base 8 to 1627 and encodes 539 amino acids. The transcript has a single exon. Gene Ontology annotation, molecular function: protein binding. NCBI's taxonomy places the organism in Eukaryota, Viridiplantae, Streptophyta, Magnoliopsida, Poales, Poaceae. The record is from RefSeq and is a predicted model, not a curated record.
CGCCGCCAUGGCCGACUCCGGCGACUCCUCCCCGCUCUCCGCCGACGACGCGCACCACCACCACCCCGACCCCGCCGCCACCAACAACACCAGCCCCCCGGAGGCCGCGGCGCAGGCGGCGGUUCCCCCGCCUGUUCCGGUGCCGGCCAAGGUGCGGCUGAUGGUCAGCUACGGGGGCCGCAUCCAGCCGCGGCCGCACGACAACCAGCUCUCCUACGUCAACGGGGACACCAAGAUCCUCUCCAUCGAGCGCCCGCUCCGCUUCCCCGACUUCGCCGCCCGCCUCGCCGGCCUCGCCGCCGCCCGCGGCGACCUCUGCGUCAAGUACCAGCUCCCCGGCGAGGACCUCGACGCGCUCGUCUCCGUCACCAACGACGAGGACCUCGAACACCUCGUCAUCGAGUACGACCGCCUCCACCUCUUCCGCGCCGCGCCGGGAUCUGGCGGGUCGUCCAGGGGCGGCUCCACGCCCAGGCUCCGCGUCUUCCUCUUCCCCGUCCAGCCCCCGCCGCGCCCGCCCUCCCCGCCCAAGCAGCAGCAGCAGCAGGAGCAGCGCGAGUGGUAUCUCGACCUCAAGUCCGCCAGCCCGCCUCCGCUGCCGCAGGCCUUGCCGUCGCCGACGCAGCAGCUGAACCAGCAGAUGCAGCAGCAGAUGAAGCAGGAGACGGCGCCCGUCCAGUCGCCCCCUCCCGCGGCGCCCAUGGCCGUGCCCCAGUCGGUGAUGAUGGCCUCCAAGACGGGCCCCGACUACCUCUUCGGCUUCGACUACGGAUUCAUGCCGCCGCCUGCGGUCAAGGUCAAGGACCCGGCCGGCGAUCCGCCCAAGAUGAGGGAGAACGUACCCGUCGAGAUCCCGCCCAAAAAUGAAGACAGACACCCCAACCCCAACCCCGCCGCCGACAACAACACCAACAACGCCAUGGUGUCUCCCGCCGUCUCUCCCGCCGAGUUCCCCCGCCAGAUCCCGGACCUCGACAAGCUCCAGCUCGCCGACAACGCCACCCAGCAGCAGCCACCACCAACCCCUGCUCCUGCUCCGGCUCCCCAGGCCGCCCCUGCUGCCCCGGUCAUCACCGCCCCGGCCGCCCCAGUCGCGGCGCCCUUGUCGAGGAACGGCAGCGACGAUUCCCUCACCCGCGCCUACCCUCCUGCCACCCCCACCCCGACUGCCGCAGCAGAGUACUACGUCUCAAAGUUCCCGGAGAAGCCCCCAGUCCCGCCUCCAUCAUCUGCUCCCCCUGCGGCGGCCUUCCUUCCGGUGCCGGGCAGGUAUGGAUCCGUUGCCCCUGGCUCUGGCGCCGACCCUGGGCCUUUCUUCUUCAUCCCGGCGCCGCCCCAUGGCUACUACACCAGCGCCAACCCCGGCGGUACCUCCUACUACGCCGUCGCGCCGCACAACAACGGCAAUGCCAACGGGAACGGCACCGCCCCCGUCCCCGCCGUGUCGAGCGCUCAGGGCUACCCGCAGGUAGCCUACGACAGCAACGGCCGCGCCAUCUACUACACCGGCCUGCUCCCACAGUACCCUUCGGCCGUCAAUGGCGGCGGCGGCGGCAUGUCGGCCUCCUCGGCGGUGCUCGGCACGGAGCCGUCGAAGCCGGUGGCGGUGAAGCCGACCGUGUCGUGAUCGAUCGCCAGCCGGCCUACCGAUCCUAAAUUCAGCAUGGGUUAACAGAGUCUGCCAGCCAAUUUUCGUUCGUUCGUUCGUUGGAUCGUUGGAUCGUCCAAGUCAAUAUGGGGGUUAAAUAUGUCGAAGUUGGGAUUCGUUAUUGUGUCUAGUAAUCCACCUAUAAUUUUUGCCUUUCUUGUUUAGAAGUUUUCGGUUUGGGGUUCGUCCGUGAUAUGCAACUAGGAGUGCUGCUGCUGCUUGGUGUGCUUAGAUGUAUAUACAUCAUCAUCUUCUAUAUCCUUUGUGGACAUAAUGGAUAUUAUAUUAGCCUGCUGGGGAGUUCUUUAGUUAAUUAACUGCAUUUCCUCUGAA